Danio aesculapii is the source of this 1759-nucleotide messenger RNA. It is a transcript of the gene smtna, whose product is annotated as smoothelin a. Lineage: Eukaryota; Metazoa; Chordata; Actinopteri; Cypriniformes; Danionidae. The coding region runs from base 67 to 1086 and encodes 339 amino acids. Gene Ontology annotation, molecular function: protein binding. Gene Ontology annotation, cellular component: microtubule organizing center; filamentous actin. Gene Ontology annotation, biological process: actin cytoskeleton organization. The transcript has 8 exons. The record is from RefSeq and is a predicted model, not a curated record.
UUGAGAGCAGAGACAGGAAAGGGAAUGAUCAGGACAAGCAGUGCCAAAAUAGUUCACUAAUACUUAAUGUCUCGUUCUGGUAGGGACUUUUUUUGUUUGUUUUGUUCUUGGUCCUUUCUGAAGAGGGUGAUGAUGGGAGGGGUUACUGAAAAACUCGCUCAGUCCAGCAUCAGAGCUGAGUAUAUGUUAAAUCCCACUGUUCACCUUUCUGGAUCACACUGCAAGAGCUUUCUUCUCGGACGUCCCGGACUGAGACUGCUGUCACUGAAGAUGGAGGCUGAAAAGGGAACAUUAGAGGCAGGUACCAAAGAGCAGGCCGAUACCACGGGUCGACUGACAGCCGAACAGCUGGCCACUAUAGAGGACGAGGAGAUCCUCAAUAACAUGCUAGAUAAGGCUGUGGAUUUCGAGGAGAGGAAAAUGAUCCGGGCUGCCAUGAGAGAACUGCUCAAGAGGAAGAGGGAACAGCGUGAUCGUGAGCGGGCAGCCCGAAUGGAGAACCUGCGUCAGGGCACUGGAGGAAAGACAUCUGCUGGCCUCAGUAAGGAUCAGAAAGCCUCUAAUGGCCCCGGCGGUGCUCAAUACAACGCACACAGAACAGCUCAGGCAAAAACACUUUCACCACCAACCUCAGUUUCCUCUCCGAAAACGGUGAGCAGCUCGGCUCAGUCACAUGUGGCCAGGGUUAAAUUGUCUGGCGGUUCGGCAGUCGGAGGCCCAAACACCAAAGAUGUCAAACAGAUGCUGCUGGACUGGUGCCGUGUGAAGACUGAGCCAUAUGAGGGUGUGAACAUCCAGAAUUUCUCCUCUAGCUGGGCUGACGGUCUGGCCUUUUGUGCCCUGGUGCACAGGUUCUUUCCAGAGGGCUUUGAAUAUUGUACUCUUGACCCCUACGAUCGCAAAGCCAACUUUGAGAAGGCAUUCCAGACUGCAGAGAGACUAGCCGACUGUCCUCCCCUGCUGGACGUUGAUGACCUGAUGCGGAUGCGAGAGCCGGACUGGAAGUGUGUUUACACGUAUAUCCAGGAGUUUUACCGCUGCCUAGUAGAGAAAGGCCUUGUCAAGACAAAAAAGAAGAUGCCAUAGAAACACAAUACUCCCACACUGUGAGCGUUUUCACUGACCAAAAAACUACAACAGGCACACAAUACUGCAUUCAUGUGACCUGAAGCUUUGCCAAAGACCAGAGAGUCUAUUAUGUUCUUAUGCUCGUCUCUGUUUCAUAUCAGCACAUGCAGUGGAUGAGGAUUAUAACCUGUAUGUUUGGCACUAGGGUACGGCUGGGGCUCUGAAACUGCACAUUCCAGCAAGAUUACACAUGCAUUAAUCUCAGUUUGUGCUCAGAGAUUGUGUGAAUGUGUGUGUGUGUGUGUGCGAAUGUCUUUUUAUGGUACUGCAACUCCCCAUUUUGAAUGUGCUCCAGCAGAGAGACAUCAGGCUUAUAAGGGCAUAAGAUCUAAUGCUGAAUUAUGCUCAUCCCUGAUUUAUCGUUUGUUUAAAAAUACAGACGGGCACUUUUACUGUUAUGUAAAGGAGUUCAGAAAAGAAAACAACAUUUAAAAAGGGCUACAUUUACAUUUCAGAAGUGUGUUUUAUUAGCGACGCCGGUGGCUCUUAAGUGAACUACAGCAAGAUUUUUUUUUCCAUGAUUAAUUGCAGACUCGACAUGAUCCAAUGCCUCAAUAUUCUGAAGAUAUAUACUGCUUACAAUAAUUAGGAAACCAUUUAUAUACAAAUGAGUGAGCGCAUAAACCUUGUU